Messenger RNA from Sebastes umbrosus (honeycomb rockfish), 2159 nucleotides. RefSeq names its product NIMA related kinase 3 (gene nek3). Gene Ontology annotation, biological process: protein phosphorylation. Lineage: Eukaryota; Metazoa; Chordata; Actinopteri; Perciformes; Sebastidae. Gene Ontology annotation, molecular function: ATP binding; protein kinase activity. The record is from RefSeq and is a predicted model, not a curated record. Bases 246 to 1649 code for a protein of 467 amino acids. The transcript is spliced from 13 exons.
CGUCAUACAAUAAUAAGGAAGUAGCGGCCAAACAGCCAUAACAGCACCAGUCAGAUUUUUGUUGGUGCAUUAGUCUUUUAUUACGCGUUGUAAAUAUAAAAUAAGUCUCAAAGUGAGAACUGAAGACCAAAACAAGAGCAUCUUCUCUCCUCCAUCCUCCCAGUCUGCUCUCAGCCUGCUGCAGCUAUAUUAGUGGUUGUUUUUAUGCUUUGUUGUGGUGUCUCUGUGGUUCAUGAAGGAGCUCUAUGGACAGAUACUCACUCCAGAGAGUCAUCGGUGAGGGCUCUUUCGGUCGGGCUUUGUUAGUCUGCUGUAAAAGCAGUCAGGAGAAGUAUGUGGUCAAGGAAAUCCAGCUGCCAAAGAAUCAUUCCAAAUUGGAGAAUUCGAGGAGAGAAGCCGUCCUGCUGUCCAGAAUGAAACAUCCUAAUAUCGUGGCUUUCAGGGAGGCAUUCGAAGCUGAUGACCUCCUGUGUAUUGUGAUGGAGUACUGCAGUGGAGGAGACCUGCUCCAGAGGAUCCGGCAACAGAAAACUACGCAGUUCUGUGUUGAUGAUAUCUUGAGGUGGUUUGCUCAAAUGUGUGCUGCAGCACAGCAUAUCCACAAUAAACGGGUUUUGCACAGAGAUCUGAAGUCCAAGAACAUUUUCCUUACAGAUAAUGGGACAAUCAAGCUCGGGGACUUUGGCUCGGCGUGUAUUCUGAACAGCUCAAAGGCAUACGCUCAUACGUAUGUUGGGACACCAUAUUAUGUGGCUCCAGAAAUCUGGGACAACAAGCCAUACAACAACAAGAGUGAUGUGUGGUCUCUGGGCUGCGUUCUCUACGAGCUGUGCACCCUGCGACACCCGUUCCAGGCACCCAGCUGGAAGAGCCUGAUCCUUAAGGUGUGUCGGGGUGCGUACCCUCCCCUCCCCGGUCACCUGCCCUACGAGCUGCAGUAUCUGCUCAAGCAGAUGUUCAAGACAAACCCAAAAGACCGUCCGUCCCUGCGCAGCAUCCUGACCUCUCACCGGGUUGCCAGACUCCUGCGUACCCAUCUGCCCCCCCAGGCGCUGGAGACGCAGGAACAGGGGAGACGGACGGGUCGAUGGGACAGAGAAGAGGGAAAGAAGGUGGCUAAUCUUCUGGGAGAGAAGAGUUUAAUAAAAACGUCAACAUUUGAAGGAGUGGCGUUACCUGAAGCCCACUGUGAAAGCAGAGAGCCGGUUCCUCGAAGGCAGUGGGCCGCUGAGCCAUCAGACACUGUGCUGCAGAUGUUGGCCAACGCCAGCCUCGUCUCAUUUGACAGCACGGCAUCAACGAACCAGACCCUCGCAGGUUCUACUCAUGGAAGUGCAUCAGAGGAGCUAGAGGACAGGAGACAGAGGAGACGAUGGGACAGGGAUCCUCCUGAGAGGCUGCUGAGUCUGCUGGAGAAAGCCCCUCUGAGCAGAGCCUUCAGCACCUUUUUAGUAAACACAGGAGGUGAGGACCCUCUGGUGGGACCCCUCUCCCAGCCGCAGGGGGACAACACUGACGGUCCGGAGCCUGACGUGGCUGUAGAUGAGGACAGGCUGCAGCCUCGCUCUGAUGAUGAGGACACAGACUUUGAGGAAGAAUCUCCAUGUGACUGGAUGGAUGAAGUUGAGAAAAUGUUCUUGGAACACUAAAGCCUCAUUUCUUCUGAGCCUGCACACUCACAAGGCUGUCAUUGAUGUUUACAGUCACCAAAGACACUAAAUCAUUUCACUUCAUGUAUAUAAGACCAGGUCUUGAUCUUAUAAAUGAGGACCAAUUUUUAUAGCAGCUUAUAUCCAAGUUUUCAAAAACCCAGUUAAGCUCAGACAGUAAUAGUGAGACAGUACGUUUCUUAUAUCGUGUAUUUCAGGCUCUGCACAGAUUUUUGUGAACUUGAUCACACUGCUGCAGAAAACACUAAAAUUUGAAAUAUUGUUCAACUUGUUGCCAUAAAAACCUCUUUUACAUAAAGAUGUUUGAGAUGUGUGUGUGUGUGUGUGUGUGUGUGUGUGUUCUGCCUCUCAUCUGCUGUGUACUGUUCAGGGUUCCCAGUGGUAACAUUCCCAGUAGAUUGAGGCCGUCUGGAAGCUCCUGUUUGGCUUGUCGGGGGAAGCAGGAAAUAUUAGACUCAGAGCAGCUGGGUCUCCAUCAGGUCACACCAU